CACCCACAUGGAUAGAGGUAAGGCCACCCCACAACCCAAGCGAUGGUCUAAUUACAAGCAUUCAGUACAGUUUAACUCCCAAUGGAACAAAUAGUUCAUACAUAUAAACCACACACAGUCUCAAGCCCAGCCCUGUGAUCUAAUCUCCCAAAUGGGUUUUACCAAACUCUUCCUCUUCUUCCUGGUCUCAAACCCAUCUCAAUCUUAUGCUGCUGAGAAUGUAAGUGUGAAUCUCUACUACGAGACUCUGUGUCCUUAUUGUGCCGAUUUCAUAGUGAACCAUUUGGCCAAGAUCUUCCAGAAUGGGCUCAUCUCCAUCGUCAAUCUCAGAAUGGUCCCUUGGGGCAAUGCUUGGCUCAAUUCCGAUAGCUCCUUCGCCUGCCAGCAUGGAACAGAUGAAUGCUUGCUCAACACAAUUGAGGCCUGCACCAUCACCAUCUAUCCUAAUGUGAAUCGGCAUUUUACAUUCAUCCACUGCGUUGAGAGGCUCACGUUGCAGAACAAACACAGUAAAUGGGCCGAUUGCUUUGAAAUGUCGAAGUUGGGGACUGUACUUAUCGAUUGCUACAACAGUGGAUAUGGCAAUCAGAUUGAAACAAAAUAUGCAAAGGAAACUGCUCAGCUUAAUCCACCACAUAGAUUUGUGCCAUGGCUGGUUGUCGAUAAUAAACCACUUGCAGAGGACUACGGAAAUUUUAUGGCCUAUAUCUGUAAGGCAUACAAAGGAAAAUCUCCAGAAGCUUGCAGAUCAAUUCGCUACAAGACUGAAUCAAUUGGAAAUGAAAAAUCGAUUCCUCAAGUUUGCCUAGCAGAACAAGGAAGAAACUCUACAUAGUAAGCCAGAGGAGCAGACCUACAUUGACAUUCCAUAUGAUAAUUGAACCUAAUGUUGAUUGAUAUGACAUUGUUGAAGCUGACCUAUAAUGUAUUAUGGUCUGAUAUUGUGUUAUGUUUUGUGUGUUUUUUCAAUCCAUGUUUGUUACUGCUUAAUCAUUCUUGUCAAAAUCUGAGGGCUUUUUACUGCCACCAUCAUGUAUUUAUAAUUGAGAUAAUCAAGUUAUGGCAAACUGAUA
This is a messenger RNA of Rosa rugosa (rugosa rose), 1073 nucleotides long. RefSeq names its product gamma-interferon-responsive lysosomal thiol protein-like. Bases 152 to 835 code for a protein of 227 amino acids. The transcript is spliced from 5 exons. Gene Ontology annotation, molecular function: oxidoreductase activity, acting on a sulfur group of donors, disulfide as acceptor. The record is from RefSeq and is a predicted model, not a curated record. Lineage: Eukaryota; Viridiplantae; Streptophyta; Magnoliopsida; Rosales; Rosaceae.